Histoplasma mississippiense is the source of this 882-nucleotide messenger RNA. RefSeq lists its product as hypothetical. The record is from RefSeq and is a predicted model, not a curated record. Gene Ontology annotation, molecular function: oxidoreductase activity. The transcript is spliced from 5 exons. NCBI's taxonomy places the organism in Eukaryota, Fungi, Ascomycota, Eurotiomycetes, Onygenales, Ajellomycetaceae. Bases 1 to 882 code for a protein of 293 amino acids.
AUGGCAGCUACCAAACCAGUAGCAUUGGUGAUUGGAGCGUCCCGUGGAAUCGGCCGGCAAAUAGCUAUAGGCCUGGCAAAGGGAGGUUAUGCUGUCUACCAUCAACACGGUAGAACGGGGAGAUCCGGGAAGCAGGCGGGCGAUGCGGUCGCACUGGCAGUGGACACUAGAGAUGUAGAUACCAUCAGUCAUCUCGUGCAACAGACUGUUGAAAUAUACGGUAAACUGGAUGUUCUGGUUUACAACUCCGGAGCCAUAUGGUGGUCAUCCGUUGAAAAUACGCCUGUUAAACGGUUCAAACUGAUGCAACAAGUUAAUCCAGAAGGGCUGUAUGCUAGUGUACAGGCAGCAUUGCCCUAUUUUGGGAAGAAUGCGUGGAGGGGUAGGAUUGUGGUUGUAUCACCGCCAAUUUAUUCGAGAUUCUUUAGGGGGAAGACGGCAUACGCCAUGGGCAAGGUCGCAAUGAGUGUUCUAACCAAAGGGUUGGCGAUGGAUUUUGUUCGCCAGGGACGCAAGGACAUGGCCAUCACCAGUAUAUGGCCUGCUGUGUCCAUUGAAUCCGCUGCAACAAAAAGAUCCACAGACCAAGAGCCAUCACUUGCAAAAGAUCUGCGAAAGCCCACAAUUUUCUCUGACGCCAUUCUGGGGAUUCUCCAUGCUCCCGCAUGCGCCGUAAAUGGCCUCCUGACUCUAGAUGAAGACUUCCUACGAGAAUACUGCAACGUAUCGGAUUUCUCUCAAUAUAACGUCGUGCCAGGUUCCAACCCGAGGAGAAUUAUGCCCGCAAAAUUCCCUGUUCUAGAGGUUGCGGAGCAGGACGACGAGGGGAGGAGAGUUGAUAGUACAGCUCUCAGACUUGCAGAGGGGAAAUCGAGACUGUGA